Mauremys reevesii (Reeves's turtle) is the source of this 2006-nucleotide messenger RNA. Its product is annotated as myelin-oligodendrocyte glycoprotein-like. Gene Ontology annotation, biological process: cell surface receptor signaling pathway; negative regulation of T cell proliferation; immune response. The record is from RefSeq and is a predicted model, not a curated record. The transcript has 5 exons. Gene Ontology annotation, cellular component: external side of plasma membrane. The coding region runs from base 202 to 831 and encodes 209 amino acids. NCBI's taxonomy places the organism in Eukaryota, Metazoa, Chordata, Testudines, Geoemydidae.
GAGACGAAGCGGGGCCAUGUGGCCCCCGGCUCCAGCCACGCCCCAGGCCAGGCCGCCCCGGAGCAGGCGGAGGGAAGUUGGUCUCUCUGCCCCAGGGGCAGGACAAGGGGCCGCGGGUGCAAACUGCAGCCCAGCAGCUGUAGCCGAGAUCUCGGGACACUUCCCAGGGGUCAGAAGAGGGUCUGAAAACCAACGAGAGACAUGGCAGCGCACAGCAGCGUGUGGAUAUUGGCGGGAUUUUUUUCCGUUGUCCUUGCGGCAGCCGGUGACCCUGUCAGAAUUGAAGCGGAUGAAGGUGAAGACGUGCUCCUGCCCUGCAUUGUCGAACGUAGAGACGCCGACCGUCUUCCAGACCCUACAGUGAACUGGCAGCGGUCAGGGAGUGAAGUCGUGAACAGCUACUACAAUGGCAAGAACCACCCGGUGUAUCAGUCUGGACGAUAUAAGGGGAGAACGGAGUUCGCUUCUCAGGGAUUGUCCGAGGGCAACGCAUCUCUGCUACUGAAGAAUGUAACCCCCGCUGACUUUGGGAACUACACCUGUCAUGCUAGUUUAUAUGAGAACAGCCCCCAAACUUUACAAACUGUCCUGCUGAUGCAGAAAAAGACCCAAGGUACAAACGUUCCAGGAGGACGUGAAAACCGGCUCCGCAUUCUAAGCAUUUGUGUCCCAUUGAGCGCACUAGUGAUUCUUGUAGGGGGUUCUGUAGGAUACUGUUGGUGGAAAAAGACUAUGAAGUCUAAAGCAGGUGAUGCGGAAGCAGCUCCGGAAAUGGAGGAAUUCACACGCCCCAGAAACUCAGAAAAUACUUCAGUGACACCCCUACACUGAACUGGUACCACGACUCUGCCCUCCUCUGCUGUGACUCGCCACCCACAGGCUCAGCUUCUCUCUGAACUGCAUCCUGCAGUGCAGGGCUACAACAAGGAGUCCAGUGGCACCAGAUCCCUCCUUCUUUUUGUGGCUACAGACUAGCAGGGCUCCCCCCUGAUACCUGCAGGGCUGCUUUAUUCUGGCGUUUCCCCCUAACCUGACCCUGCUCCACUUUGCAACCUGGGAACCCUUUUUAGGUGAGACCGAUAAGCAGCAGGCUCAACGAACUGUAAACCAAGCUGCUCAUUGUUGUUUGAACGGGAAAGGGUUGAAAUGGGUGAAAGGCAGGGAAGGAACCCAAGGCUGCCGUGCACUGGGAAAGCUGGAGUCUAGCAAAGUAAACAGUGAGCUGGAGACUGUGUUUCUCUUCGAUAAUACACCUGGCCGACCGGCCUCCGUACCUUACUGGAGUCUGUGGUCAUUGGGGGUUCUCCUGGGGUUUGCUGUGUCAGCGACCUGCGCAGAGCCGGGCCAGCACACAGAGGGAACAUGCAGGCAGCCGACUGAUAGCAACAUUGAGCAGAGCACCACACCGGUAGCGUCUGACAACACACUCAUUUGCUUACACACCCAGGGAGAAUAAUUUCUGUAGUUAGAAAUACACAACACAAUGAAAAUCAUUGUAGAUGCGUCUUGUUGCAUUUGUGGAGCACACGCUGCAGACAGAAGGAAGGUUGAGAGUUCGGUCAUUUUCCUCACAUGUACAAUAGAGCAGGUCAGAGGGAGAGAGCCGAGGCAGCUCUCACUCUCUCAGGUACUUUCCCCAAAUCAAUGUGAGAACGUGUCUUUGCUUUCAGCAGUAACUACAGGUUUUGUGUCUUCCACCUAGGUAAUAAGCUAAUAACACACGAAGUGUCAACGUCAUGUCAAAAUACACACAGGAAAGAGCCUUAAAUCAAACUUCAAUAAGUUUUCAAGCAGCAUUUUCCUUACUUUGCCUAUCUGUAAAUUUGGAUUAUCAUGGAUGGAAAUAGUUUUUCAUUGGUUUGUGUGUGUGCAGUGAAACCAUGCCCAUUGACGAUUACCAAGACAAAUCUAAUCCUUACCUGCCUAAUUAUGUUUAAAAAGAAAGGUUUAAAAAGCUGAAAGACGUGUACGUAAGAUAGUUGGACUCAUUUUGAAACAACUUUCAA